UUUCUGCAAUAUUUAUCAUCGUUCUGCUUUUAGACGUUCUUGUAUUGAAUCUUCAGUCUUCGUAAGGAGACUUUAUUCAAAGCGAACAUUAACAUUAAUUCAUAAUUCUGAGUAAAUCUGCCAUGUCUCUCACAUUUUCUCUCAUGGUGUUAUUUCUGCUGUAUCUGAAAGGUUUAUUUGCUCAGAAUGACGCUGUGGUUUUUCACCCUGGAUCAGUUUGUGCUCCUGCAGGAUCAACUGUGGCUCUGGGGUCCAAAUGUUUAUAUCCUGGAUGGACAUUUAAGUCAUGGAAACUCAGAAUAAAUAAUACUGAAACUCUAGCAGAUCCCAGUAAGGACUCCUGGUACAGAUAUAUAUAUUUAUUUGACAGGUGUUACCUAAAAAUUAAUGGUCUAAAAGAGACAGACGCUGGCACAUAUUACAUGAGCUUCAUUAACAGAAUUGGAGACAUCAUCUAUACCUCAAACAGUCAAUCAGAAUUCACUGUACAUGUCACAGAUCUUCAGGUGUCUGUGGACUCUGAUCAUGUGACUGAAGGUCAGAAUGUCACACUGACCUGUAAGACCAGCUGUCCUCCAAAACAAACCUUCAUCUGGUUCAAGAACGGGCUUCGUUUGGAUCUCCGUUAUUCCGGAGAUCAGCUGCAUGUUUCUGAGGUGAGCCGCGAGGAUUCAGGACGAUACUCGUGUGCACUGAAACGCUUUGAAACGUUCCCGUCGGCCGAGACGCUCCUCGAUGUCACCCAUGCUGUGUAUGAGAGCGCUGCAAUCAUAACUCUGUUGUAUCUCCUGAUUCCUGUCGUUCUGCUGCUGGUUUGUCUAGCUCUGUGGAUGAUAAGGACGAAACAACAAAACCUCAAAAGACUUGAAACGAAAGAGCAAAGCAAACAGAAUGAAAAUGUGUACGAAAAUGAAUCAACACCGCCGGUGACCUCCGACCUGGAGGAGAAAGUAAAGUCAUUUCAUCAGGAGGAGGAAGUUCAGUACUCUCUUGUUCAUUUCAGCAAAUUUAAAAUCGCCGAAUGUUCUGCAGCUUGUGAAAAGGAAGCUGAUGUCCAGUACGCUCAGAUUGCAGUGCAACAUCAGAAAAACAGCAACAAAUACUGAUAUGAUGAGUAAUAUGUAAGGGAUAGUGUACAUCCAGCCGGUUGUUAUUUCAGAAUAAACCCCGACAGGGUGAUCAGGACGCUUGUAUCAGCAUGAAGGGGUUUAUUCUGAGAUAACAACCGGCUGGAUGUACACUAUCCCGUUUAUUACACGGCUAAAAAGAUUUGUUUUUAUCAUAUAUGUUCAAAUUAAUGCUGAAGUCUUCCAUUGUAACACGCUGUGGUUACGUGGUGUGUUAUCCAAUUUCGGCAGUUGUUAUCUGGGAAUAACAUACCACUGGAUGGCGCGAUUGACCAAUCAGAAUCAAGUAUUCCUCAGAGCCGUGUAAUAAUAGCAUUUAAACCCUGUAAACCCUGACAUAGGAAGUAAUAGUCAGAAAAAUACUUUUUUUUUUUAUUAUUGAACAGAAUUUAGACAAAAUCUAAAAAACUAU
Molecule: messenger RNA, 1539 nt
Organism: Cyprinus carpio (common carp)
Lineage: Eukaryota; Metazoa; Chordata; Actinopteri; Cypriniformes; Cyprinidae
Source: RefSeq, a predicted model, not a curated record